Molecule: messenger RNA, 2058 nt
Organism: Ectocarpus siliculosus
Lineage: Eukaryota; Phaeophyceae; Ectocarpales; Ectocarpaceae
Source: the annotation of a GenBank genome assembly
AUGAUGCUUCUCCGACACCUCAGCGCGGGGACGUGCUCCCUAGCUGCUGCCGCUGCUGCUGCUGCAACAGAAGUAGUGGGCCUUACUGUCCAGCAGGGCCUUGCGUUCGUACCACACCCGUCAAGGCCGCCAUUGUCACCACGAGGGAAACGGUACCAAUUUUCGUCAUCAACAACGAGGCCGCUCAGGUGUGGCAGUUCCGCUCCUAGCGAUCGUGCGGAGGAGUGGAGAGAAGCAGUUCUGCCGUUCUUACCCCCUGAUCAUUGUCGAACAGCAUCCCCGGCGGAGUCGCUGGGGAGAGGGGAGUGGUUUAAGCUGAUCUGCGGCGCAUCCUUUGAGGACCUUCCCGCCAUCCGCGAUCUGUCGCUCGUCUACACUCUGGCUGGCGCGGACUGCAUCGACGUGGCGGCGGAGGAGGCUGUUAUCGAGGCGGCUAGGGAUGGCGUUAUCGCAGCGCUCGGCGUGGCCGAAGCCAUCGGCAAGCCGAUGAGGAUGCCGUGGUUGAUGAUGAGCGUCAACGACGACGAGGAAGAUCCACACUUCCGAAAGGCGGCUUUUGACCCAAACCUUUGCCCAGCCGACUGCCCUAGACCCUGCGAGACAGUCUGCCCCGCGGAUGCGGUGGUGUUUCCAGACUCUGCCCCGCCCCCCGCGCAUAGAGCUGCCAUGGUGGGGGAACUCCUGAGGGCAAGCGCAGGCGGAGGCGUGCUUGGCCCGAGAUGCUACGGCUGCGGGAGGUGCAUCAACGUGUGCCCCCCGGGCAUCAUAAGGGCGGAGAAGUACAAGAGGUCUCCGGGGGUGGUGCGGGAGUUGCUGGAGAAGGUCGACGGCGUGGAGAUACACACCAAAGGAAACUUGGCGAGCUUUCGGGAGCUGUGGGAGGAGUGCGUUGCGGCCGCCGCGUCCCGACCCCAGUUCAGGGUCGUCGCUGUCAGCUUCCCUGACCUCGGUGACGACACGGGGCUAGCGGUGGCGACCAUGGGGGCCGUGAUGGACAGCGGGCCGCGGAGGGAGAGGCGGGGGGGGGGCGGAGAGGGGUCGGAAGCGACAUCGGCACGGAAAAGAGGAACAGAAUUUGAGGUUGCUGGGGAACAGAAGAUGGGGGGCCGAGCUCUCAACGUAUGGCAGACUGAUGGUAGGCCCAUGAGCGGAGACAUCGGCACGGGGGCUACGGCGGCAUGCAUUCGCCUGGCGGAGAAGGUUCUCGACACGCGAGCCCUCCCCUUCGGCGAGGGGCAACACUUCGUACAGCUGGCCGGAGGCACCAACGACCGCACGGCUCACAGGCUGCGUGAGAUGGGGCUUAUCGGACACGACUACGACGGCGGCGGCGGCGGCGGCGGCGGCGGCGGCGAUGGCGAUGGCGAUGGCGAUAGCUCGGACUGCCGCUCUCAGAACCGUUCUCAAGACCACCACCACCGGCAACAACAACCACCACCACCAUGGCAAGAGAGCAGAAGGCGAGUCGGCGGCGUCGCGUACGGGGGCUACGCGCGCAAGACAGUGGGCCGCGCCCUGGACCGACUCCCCGGGAAGGGCGCCGGGCGCGUGGAAGACCACCCGGAAGUCCUGUCGGCAGCGCUACGGGAGGCAUCCCUGCUUGUCAGAGGCCUCAAGCAGCCUAGAUGAAUCUGUAUGCGUACAUACCGGUCAAGAACCAUAUAUUAUGAACCAGAUUGUGCAGGAGGAAUCCUUGCUCUACGGAGGUCUUAAGAAGCAUUGAAAAACUGCGCAGUAUACGAACAUGCCGGUGACGAACCAUUGUAAUGGAGCAGCGCGUGUCGUAGCUGGCGCCACUCCGCGCUUCGUCGUGGUGGGGACGACGGUCUCCACCAGCGACUUUUUUGUUCGCGUUGAAAAAGGGCAUGUAUGUAGUAAAUAGUUCUCGCAACGAUAUUCGGGCAGCAGGUUGUUGUUGAUAGGUUUUUAGUUUUCAUCUUCGCUUCGCCUGUCGUGGUUGCGAAGAGGUUGACAAAGUUGUUCCUGUCACCGUUUUGUACAUUCGUCCAAUCACGUCUGUGUGUGCGAGCGUUCUGAUUAAUUUUCUUGAAACCCAGG